This is a messenger RNA of Nothobranchius furzeri (turquoise killifish), 2354 nucleotides long. RefSeq names its product F-box/LRR-repeat protein 7. NCBI's taxonomy places the organism in Eukaryota, Metazoa, Chordata, Actinopteri, Cyprinodontiformes, Nothobranchiidae. Gene Ontology annotation, cellular component: cytoplasm. Gene Ontology annotation, molecular function: protein binding. The record is from RefSeq and is a predicted model, not a curated record.
CCCUUUAAAUCCGGAUCCAGCGGGAGCGGGGGUCCGCUGCGCGUCCUCGCUCACCCGGCUGGCCGCCGUGGCUCGCCCGCACUCAUCCCGAUAAAAAAGCUUCUUACCAUUUUAGGGAACUUCACGAAGUUUUCUCGGACCUCCUCGAAACAGGGACUUUUGUUUGCAGCGCUGAGACUCAGCGGAGGUUCGCGUUCAUGGACAAGCCUGCACCGCUGGAUUCUCGGUUUGCGUAACUCUGGGGCGUUCUCAACAUCUGGAUUAACUGUUUGAAGCCAGAGAUAACGGUCCUGCACAUUAAACUCUGCCUGCGUUGCCAUUUUUAAAUGAAAAUACUGCCUUCAUUUUUUUUCACCCUGGAGUUCAGCCUGACAACGCGAGUGUGUGCGCAUAGAUUAUGUAUUCUUUAAAAUGGGUGCGAACAAUGGAAAACUGUACGGGAGCGAGGGUAAAGGCAGCUCCAGCAUCUCCUCUGACAUAAGUUCAAGCACAGAUCACACUCCAACUAAAGCUCUGAAGAAUGUUGCUACCAUCGAAGGCUUGGAGAGCAGCACAAGAACACUGAGCACCCCCAGUCCGGGUCUGAUCCUGCCAUCCAAGUCCUCCUCCCUCUCCUCACCAGCCUUGUCCAGUAAUGGCCAUGAGACCAACUCCUCGUCCUCAUCCUCCGCCCACGCUGAAACGGUGGCUGUGAUCCACCCUCAGCCCGGCGGCCACACUCGCUCCAGACAAUCAAAAACCCACCACCACGCCCCCAUCGACCUCCUCCCAGAUCACAGCCUCAUCCAGAUCCUUUCCCAUCUCCCAACCAACCAGCUGUGCCGCUGCGCUCGUGUUUGCCGGCGCUGGUACAACCUGGCGUGGGACCCGAGACUGUGGAUCACCAUCCGCCUCACAGGAGAGCUGCUUCAAACUGACCGCGCCAUCAAAGUUCUGACCCACCGGCUGUGCCAGGACACCCCCAAUGUGUGUCUGACACUGGAAAAGGUGGUAGUCAACGGCUGCAAGAGGCUCACCGACCGGGGGCUGCACGUUCUGGCCCAGUGCUGCCCCGAGCUACGGCACCUGGAGGUCGCUGGUUGUUAUAACAUCUCCAACGAUGCCGUGUUUGAGGUGGUGUCCCGCUGCCCCAACCUGGAGCACCUGAACCUCUCAGGCUGCUCUAAGGUGACCUGCAUCAGUCUGACCCAGGAGGCCUCGCUCCAGCUGUCUCCACUCCACGGACAGCAGAUCUCCAUCCACCACCUGGACAUGACCGACUGCUUCUCUCUGGAGGACGAGGGUUUGCGGACUAUCGCCUCCCACUGCCCCCGCCUCACCCACCUGUACCUGCGGCGCUGCAGCAGACUAACGGAUGAAGCCCUGCGCCACUUGGCUCUCCACUGCCCGUCCAUUAGGGAGCUGAGUCUCAGCGACUGCCGCCUGGUGGGUGACUUCGGUCUGCGGGAAGUGGCUCGGCUGGAGGGCUGCCUGCGCUACCUGAGCGUGGCUCACUGCACCCGCAUCACGGAUGUGGGGAUCCGCUACGUGGCCCGGUACUGCCCCAGGCUGCGGUACCUGAAUGCAAGGGGCUGCGAGGGGCUGACGGAUCACGGCCUAGGACACUUGUCCCGGAGCUGCCCCAAACUCAAGUCCCUGGAUGUGGGGAAGUGCCCACUGGUGUCGGACAGUGGGCUGGAGCAGCUGGCCAUGUACUGCCAAGGCCUGAGGCGGGUCAGUCUCCGGGCCUGUGAGAGUGUGACGGGCCGAGGACUCAAAGCUCUGGCGGCCAACUGCUGCGAACUGCAGCUGCUCAACGUGCAGGACUGCGAGGUGUCGCCGGAAGCCCUGCGAUUCGUCAGGAGACACUGCCGGCGCUGCGUCAUCGAGCACACAAACCCGGGCUUCUACUGACACGCGUCAGGAACCGGUUCGAUGUAAUAAUCCAACUCUUUCGUUGGCAGAACCGGUUAGCUGCAAACGCCGACUUUCAUCAGAAUGUUUUUAACGUAUUUAUCCGUGGCGGGUGUGACGUCUGCCCCCACCAGAACAACGGGCCUCAGCACUGAGCUCUGGGGACACUUAUGUAGCAUCCAUCCUCACAUCAAGGCCCUGAAACCGAAUCACUCGUCUACGUUAAUCAGAAUAUUUAUAUCAGAGGAGAUCAACGAGGGCGGAGCGGCAAAAGCAGCGUUCAAAAGUGUUCUGUCUAAAUGAUAUUGUUCAGACAAUCACUUCAACUCAGCUCAGCGUGUCAUAUCUUACACAGUCAGAGGUUUUUCUCAUGCCGGGACUUCCAGUUCCUAUAGAAACCACAUGUAACAAACAGGAAACCGCUGCUAAAACUGCUAAUAAAUCUCUUGUUAAACCUUCAA